Closterium sp. Naga37s-1 is the source of this 615-nucleotide messenger RNA. The record is from the annotation of a GenBank genome assembly. NCBI's taxonomy places the organism in Eukaryota, Viridiplantae, Streptophyta, Zygnematophyceae, Desmidiales, Closteriaceae.
AUGGCUGUUCGUGCGCGAAACGCGGUAACCCCGUGGGCAUUUUUCGCCAGCAGCGUCGCAGCACUCCUCGUCGCGUCUCUGCUUUGCAGCAGCGCGCUGCUGAAGGCGCAGGCGGCGGGGCAGGUGGACUGGGAGGCGCAGACGGAGUCGAUCCUCCAGCAGGUGUCGCAGCAGACCGUCCUCUCCUCCUUCGCCGAGAUCUUCACUGACUUCUACCAAUCAGGCCAGCUGUACAUAGACCAGCCGGCGACACUGCUGAUCCCCACCAACGUGGGGCACUGGCGCUACCAGACGCAGUGGAACACCCUCAAGCCCAAGCAGAAGCGCCGCGUACUGCGAUACCACGUGCUCAAGGGGCGCUACACCACGCAGCAGCUGCUGGACGCGGCGCCGCUCACGCUGUUCCCCACGCUGAACCAGAACCUGCCGCUGAACAAGACGGUGAAGCCCAACGAGGUGUACUUCCAGUCCGUCCCCGCCAUGAAGUUCGCCUCGCCGCUCAGCGUGCCCAACGCUGGGCUGACUGAGAACCUGGCGGCGCAUGGCGUCACGUUUGUCAUCCUGCCGCCCAACCUCAACUGCACCUCGUCUGCUUGCAAGAAGCGGCAGUUCUAG